GCUGUCUCAAAAUGCCGAAGAGCUCAAAGAAAAAGAAGGAUAAGGCAGCAGACUUUACGAAAGCCAAGCUGAAAUUAGGCAAGGGCAAACAGGUACCCACCAACGCGGUCGAUACAUCUUUCAAGGCUCGCUCCAUCGCACUGCCAACCCAGAGCAUUGUCCUCGACAAAAGUAGCCAAGCGCCCACAACCAAGAGGAAGCUCACGUUUGACGACUUGACAUCUCAUUUAAAACAUUACAAUGCUGCCACCAGGAGAGAUGCAAUACUGGGUCUUCGAGAGCUUCUCGAGUCGUAUCCGGAUCUCAUUGGUUCAAACUUGACAGCCCUUGUAAGCAGCUGUGUACGCGCCAUAGGAGACGAGGAUGCCAGCGUGCGCAAGGCAUUGCUGUCAUUCCUAGGCUGGCUACUUCGCCAGGUUCCUCCCGAAGACAUACUACCACAUUCUCCUGUGCUGCUCCUUUUUACCACCUCCGCCCAGACUCAUAUCUUCCCCGAGAUACGCAUCGACGCCAUCCGUUUCCUGGACCUGUUUCUAGAACUAAUUCCCGACGUCGUGACGGAAGACUGGCUUCAGCCCAGCAGUCAUGGAAGGAGAGUCCUUGAAGGCUACCUUGGUAUUUUGAAUGCUGGCACCACAUACGGCGAAGGCGGAGAUACGGGGCCCGUGCGAGCAACGAGCACAGCAAGCGUGAUCCUGUCACCUGCGUCGAAACUCAUCGUCUUGAAGUCCUUGUCGUCAUUCCUGAGCCAUGCACUUUCCGCAACUUUGUCUUCCAGCCAACCGAGCAGCUCAUCCUCCGCGCAUCCACCAACACCAACCUGGUUCCUCUCGUCGUCGUUCACCUCUCUCAAGGCUUACGAAGCGUUCGAGUCCGUCUUGCGUCCGACGUACCACGCCUCACAGUCCAUGUCAAGUGCACGCUAUGCAGAACGAUGGUCAGAAGAAGCCGAUGUGGAUGUCACUUUUGAGACGUUUCCCGGCCAGUUUGACGCAGCAUCAGCUCCAACAGGAAUUUCGUGGAGUCUACAGGAGCUGAUGAACGUUGACGUGCAAGAACUGCGGAUAGAAGAGCCUAACACUCACGAGCUCCAUACAAUGCAGCACCUUGCGCGUACGUUGCACUCAACGGUAGUAUCCACGCUCCUCGACUGUGCACCGUCCGUCUUUUCCCCAAGUUCAGUUCCUCCAGAGAGGGAACUGCAAAUGGUCAUAGUUUUGGGGGAGAUCUGCCGUACUCUAUACGGUUCGAUAUUGCGAGAAGCCGGCGAGGGCGACAAGGCGGAGAGCACAGCAAUCAAGGAAUUAAAGCAGAUUCUUGGAUACUUGUCACCGUACUUCCCGUUCACAGUGGCAGGCUCUGUCGUGGCAAAGCGGGACAUCAAGGUCGAACAAGCGUUCCAAGAUCUCAACCUCGUCUUUUGCGAGCUGACAUCCUUUCUGAUCCUCGCAACCUCCCCGGUGGGCCCUCACCCACGCCAUCCGCAGGUAGUACAGGGCAAGACACGCCAUCGCGGGAAGUUUCACCCUAGCGGGCCAUUAGAAUCGUCGCCGCCUCUGCAGACAUCAAAUGUCCGCGAUUACGUCGUCCAGCUGCUCCGCGGAGAAGCGUCUGCAGGCUCAUCACAGCCAUCCAUCGCGCGGCCAAUCACGCCGGCCGCAUACUCGGCUCUGCUGCCCACCAUAUGGUCGCUGCUCAAUAGCGCAUCUACCACCGUGGGUGCAGACAGCACCUCGCGGGCGGUCCUGCGCGUCGUCGUCGAGCAUGCGAUCAAGGCAUCAUCGACAUCUGUCGUAAAGCGGUCAACGAUCGAUUUCCUCGCCCGUUUGGUGUUACUCGAGCGUGAAACAGAGUACCGCGGCGUAUUUAUCACCGGGCGGAAUUCGGAAGAAGACAGGGUCCUCCAGGAAUGGCUGCUGCACCUGCCGAAGACGCUCUGGGAACUUGGCGGAGCCAGCCUGCCCACGACGGAGGCUAUUCUGCGGUUCCUUCUUCGGCUGACACAGCGCAAAUCGCCACUGCUACCCGACGAGACCCUGUCCUUUCUCCGUAGCCGCCUCGCGCCCUACUUCGUCAUCUCGCAUGCGACACGGGGCACGUUGCUGGGUCCGUACAGCAAAAUUCCGCCCGCGUCGCCGUUGCGCAGAUUGGUGCUUGACGUCGUAGUGACCAUCAUCUCAGGUGCAGGUGGAGACGGAGGACGUGAUGGGCUGGUGAGCGCAGUAGAUGAGGCUGUAAAGGGGACAGAGGAGCAGUCAUACUGGAUUUCUAUGCGGAGAUGAGUCCUGUAAUGUACUGAGAUAUCGUCAUACCUACUUCGACGUCUAUGAAGGUGCUCAUGGUUC
Molecule: messenger RNA, 2345 nt
Organism: Postia placenta MAD-698-R-SB12
Lineage: Eukaryota; Fungi; Basidiomycota; Agaricomycetes; Polyporales; Adustoporiaceae
Exons: 14
Coding region: 12-2282 (756 amino acids)
Biological process (GO): rRNA processing
Cellular component (GO): nucleus
Source: RefSeq, a predicted model, not a curated record